This is a messenger RNA of Leucoraja erinaceus (little skate), 499 nucleotides long. RefSeq names its product protein transport protein Sec23B-like. The transcript has 4 exons. The record is from RefSeq and is a predicted model, not a curated record. Gene Ontology annotation, molecular function: zinc ion binding; GTPase activator activity. Gene Ontology annotation, cellular component: COPII vesicle coat; endoplasmic reticulum exit site. The annotation marks the transcript as partial. Gene Ontology annotation, biological process: COPII-coated vesicle cargo loading; intracellular protein transport; endoplasmic reticulum to Golgi vesicle-mediated transport. NCBI's taxonomy places the organism in Eukaryota, Metazoa, Chordata, Chondrichthyes, Rajiformes, Rajidae.
UCAGGUGGACUAUCGAGCAAAGCUCUGGGCGUGCAAUUUUUGUUUCCAAAGGAACCAGUUUUCACCAUCUUACUCGGGCAUUUCCGAAUUGAAUCAACCAGCUGAACUAUUGCCUCAGUUUUCAACUAUUGAAUAUGUUGUUCAGCGAGGUUCAUCUGCCCCUCUCAUCUUCUUGUAUGUGGUGGACACUUGCUUGGAGGAAGAUGAUCUACAGGCCCUCAAAGAAUCCCUGCAGAUGUCCCUGAGUCUGCUCACUCCCAACUCACUGGUUGGUCUGAUUACUUUUGGUCGAAUGGUGCAGGUCCAUGAACUGAACUGUGAGGGGAUUUCCAAAAGUUAUGUCUUCAGAGGCACAAAGGACCUGACAGCAAAACAAAUCCAGGAUAUGCUGGGACUUGCAAAACCACCAGCAGGAGUUCAAGGAAGCGCCCCUCAACCACAAGAGCACCCUGGUUUAUCCAGCAGGUAUUAUAUCUGCAGUUAGCAAUGAUUUAGAGGA